AUGGUGCGUCAACUCCAUGAUGGCAUGAUGGCGCGAGUCACGGACAACAAAGCUAUCUCAGAGGCAUUCGCAGUGACCAACGGAGUGAAGCAGGGCUGUGCCCUGGCGCCCACCUUCUUUAGUCUUAUCUUCACUGCCAUGCUGAUGGACGCCUACCGCGACGAACGCCCUGGGAUCCGCAUCGCCUACAGGACGGACGGUCAUCUCCUGAAUCAACGACGGAUGCACUUCCAAUCACGCGUAUCCACAGCCACCGUCGACGAACUUCUCCUCGCCGACGACUACAUCCGGAACGCCACCUCACAAGGGGACAUGCAAAGGAGCAUGGAUCUAUUCGUUGCCGUCUGUGAAAACUUCAGUCUGAUCAUAAACACGGAGAAGACGGUGCUCAUGCAUUAA
Spirometra erinaceieuropaei is the source of this 399-nucleotide messenger RNA. Lineage: Eukaryota; Metazoa; Platyhelminthes; Cestoda; Diphyllobothriidea; Diphyllobothriidae. The record is from the annotation of a GenBank genome assembly.